Messenger RNA from Trichoplax adhaerens, 1212 nucleotides. RefSeq lists its product as uncharacterized. The transcript is spliced from 3 exons. Lineage: Eukaryota; Metazoa; Placozoa; Uniplacotomia; Trichoplacea; Trichoplacidae. The record is from RefSeq and is a predicted model, not a curated record. Gene Ontology annotation, biological process: adenylate cyclase-activating G protein-coupled receptor signaling pathway; inflammatory response; positive regulation of cytosolic calcium ion concentration. Bases 1 to 1212 code for a protein of 403 amino acids. Gene Ontology annotation, cellular component: plasma membrane. Gene Ontology annotation, molecular function: G protein-coupled receptor activity.
AUGGAAUCAACUGAGAAUUUGAGUCUAUCUAUGGCGACACCUAAUAGCUCUUGGAAUUCAUCAAGGAGCGCUAGUGCUGUAUUAAAUCUACCGACGUUAAUUUAUCUACCGGAAUAUGUACUCUUCACUAUUUUAUCGUUAAUGGCCAUCAUUGGUGAUACAUUAACUUUACUAGCGAUUAGAAUGAAGAAAGUGCGUGUUCAAAAUGAUAUUUUAAUUCAAGCAUUAGCCACCUAUGAUAUAUGCAACUGUUUAUUCGUUUCUCCAGUUGCGAUUAUUCCAUUUGCAAUCUCAUAUCAAAGUAUUGACGGCUAUAAAUUACUUUGCAAGAUAGUCGGUAUGGCUCGCGUUUUUUUCAAUGUUGGUUCGCUUACCGUUGUAGUAUUAAUGGCUAUGGAGCGGCGAUUAGCUAUUACUAGUCCAUUCUUGCAUCGUAUUCGUAUUAAUAAAAGAGUUAUUCGAAAAGCUAUUAUCAUUGCAAGUCUCGUUAUUAUUACUGGUGUCAUAGUUCCGAGUUUUCUAGGAGCAGUCCAUUAUGGACCAAUUGAUAGACAUGGAAUGAUUUGCUACAUUCAAUUUGGCCAAUUUAAUAUUUUAGCUAAUGGUACAAAUACUCAGUCUAGACUAGGAUCAUUUAUUGCUAAUGCUAUUGUCACUAUUGUUGUUGCCAUUUUAGUUAUAACGUUGGUCUGUAUGAAUGGGCAAGUAGUAAGUUUACUCAGUCAGCGUUGCAAAAUUAUGCAAGAUAAAGGAAACGAAUUAUACUUGAAUAAAGUUAUUAAUUAUUGUCCACUUUGUAAGUUGAUGAUUUUCAUCUCAGUCUUAGCAUUAUUGGCUUAUGCUCCCUACGUGAUUUAUGGGGUUGUUAGCUCAUUUGGUGUUCGCCUUCCGCUACGAGCCGAGAUAUGGAUUUUUAAUCUAUUUGUAUGGCUAAAUAUGUCCUUAAAUCCUAUAGCCUAUGGGAUGGCCAGGAAGCAAUAUCGAACUUACUACUUAUACUUUCUCAAGAAAUCUGUCCGAAUUAUGACAUUUCGCUCCUCAAAAGAUAUUAAAGUUGUGGAUAAUGAACGUUACUGUGUGGAAGCUGCACACGAUCUUAAAUCAAGUACUUUUACUAAGACGACCAUUUCUAGACUUUCAUCAAAGUCAUGUUCCAUUGUUGCUAAUCGAACUAAGCAACAGAGAGUACCUGAAGAAAUAACAUCGUUUUAA